Vitis riparia (riverbank grape) is the source of this 3802-nucleotide messenger RNA. RefSeq names its product myosin-3-like. The transcript is spliced from 8 exons. The record is from RefSeq and is a predicted model, not a curated record. The coding region runs from base 352 to 3507 and encodes 1051 amino acids. NCBI's taxonomy places the organism in Eukaryota, Viridiplantae, Streptophyta, Magnoliopsida, Vitales, Vitaceae.
UUAAACUAGUACUGAAGCUUCUUUAUUUUUUUCUUGCCGCAUAUGGUUCAUCGAUUUAUUUUUUCACCUAAAGUUAGACAUCAUCACUUCUCAUUGAAACCCCAACAUCUUCUCUACACCUAGCAGUGAGGUUUAACAGAGCUUUUCCUUGCCUUUGGAUUAUUCUGCAUCACAGUUGUGAAGAAACUAUUUUUUUUGUUUUUUUUGUUUUUAUUCCAACUGCUAGAACACUAAAUCUGUCAUUGAGCAAAUCCAAAUUUCCGGCAUUAUUUGCCAAGGUUCCAGUGAGGUGAUUGGGACUUAAGAUGCAGAUUUUGUGACAACAGAAAAGGUUCAAGUUGAGCAGCAGAGAUGUUUAAGUCAGCGAGAUGGAGAAGCGAAAAGAUCAAGAUCAAAGCUGUAUUCAAAUUGCAGUUUCAGGCUACACAGGUGCCAGAGUCACGAGGAAAUCUCUUGAUGAUAUCUUUGAUUCCAGAGGAUGUUGGGAAGCCAACUGUGAGGUUGGAGAAAGCUGCAGUCAGGGAAGGAACCUGUACAUGGGAAAAUCCAAUCUAUGAAACGGUGAAGUUAAUCAAGGAGAAGAAAACAGGGAUAAUCCAUGAGAAAAUUUACCGUUUCAUUGUUUCAACUGGAUCAUCCAAAACAGGUAUUCUGGGAGAAGCUUCAAUUAACUUUGCAGACUAUGAAGAGGCUACUGAACCGCUGACUGUGUCUCUGCCCCUUCAGACUCUCAACUCUGGUGCAAUUUUACAUGUCACAAUCCAGAAUACGCAAGGAGUUGCUAAUCAAAGAGGUGUUGAAGAAAAAGGAAGUCAAGCAACUAAAUCCCAACAUAGGAGAUCCCAGAGCCAAAUUGUCAACUGCAAAACAGACAGAAACCAAUAUAAUUUAACUGACGAUGAGGACCUUGAUAGAAUCACGUCUCAGAAUGGUGAAAACAAAAACUUCAGAGUAAAUUGUGGCUCUUAUGCUACAUUAACUCCAACAGCACAAGAUCUUGGAUUGAAGAAUGCUACUACUCAUCGGAAUCCUAACAGCCUUCUAUCACCACUCAGACAGAGCUCCAGGCCUCAAGAGGGAACAAUUGCUGCCACCACAAGAAAAGAUCGUAUGCAUUGGAGAUCAAAUACAGAUUUUUCUGUUGGUUCUGCUUCAGAUGGCAGCAUGAACGACUCGACAAACAGUGCAGAAGACAACUUUCCAGGAGGUUUCAAAGAGGAUUCGGACAGUACUACUGAAAAACUCAAAAGUGAAAAUUUUAACUUGUUGAGGCAAGCAGAAUUAUCAGAACUGGAAUUGCAGUCUCUUCGGAAACAGAUUGCGAAGGAGUGUAAAAGGGGACAAGAUCUAACAAGAAAAAUUGUUGGUCUAAAAGAGGAGAGAGAUGCACUUGAAGAAGAAUGUGAACAACUCAAAUCCAUGAAGAAAUGUAUCAAUGAUGAAGAACUCUCAGACAGGUUAACAUUUGAGAGGGAAGCUUCAAGGGUCCUUCUGGAAGAAAUGAGGAAAGAGCUGGACUAUGAAAAGGAUUUAAAUAGGAAUCUUCGGUUACAACUGCAGAAGACUCAAGACUCAAACUCUGAGUUGAUUAUUGCUGUGAGAGACCUUGAGGAAAUGUUGGAACCAAGGAAUAAGGAAAUAUUUCAGCUUUUCGGUGAUAUAGAAAACAGAGAGAAAAGUGAUGAUGUUGAGGCAAAAAUUUCCAUACUGAAAAUGAACAAGAAUGAAGACCAAGAGGCACUGGAGGAGCUGGUUGAGGAGCAUAUCAAUGCCAAGGAAGUUGACGUCUUACAGAAAAAGAUGACAGACCUGCACGGUGAAAUAGAGGAGCACAGGAAAGACAGGGAAGAGCUAGAGAUGUGUAUGGCACAGCUUGCAUUGGACAAUGAAAUUCUAAAACAGGAAAAGCAAAAUAUCUCAACUUUGGAGCAAUACCAGAAGCAAGAACUAAUGAAGAUACAAAAUGAACUCUCAGCUUCAUUGGCUACCAUUAAAGAACUUGAAUCCCAGGUGGAGAGACUAGAGAAAGAAAUCAAGAAGCAGGCACAAGAACUCUCAGAAUCUUCCAAUGCUGUUAAUGAACUUCAGAUGCAGGUUAAGAGCUUGGAGAAAGAAUUGGAGAAGCAGGCACAGGGUUUUGAAGAUGAUUUGGAAGCCAUGACACGUGCCAAAAUUGAACAGGAACAGAGGGCUAUCCGAGCAGAGGAGACCUUGAGAAAGACAAGGUGGAAUAAUGCUCAAUCAGCUGAGAGGCUUCAAGAGGAAUUUAGAAGGAUUUCUGUGGAAAUGACAUCUAAGUUUGAUGAGAACGAGAAGGUGGCCAUGAAAGCAGUGACAGAAGCUAAUGAUUUGCGUGUGCAGAAAAGAAUUCUGGAAGAGAUGCUCCAGAAAGCCAAUGAGGAGAUUGGAUUAAUUAAAGAUCAGUAUGAUGUAAAACUGCAAGAGCUGUCAAACGAAGUAGAUUUGAAAACAAAACAAAUAGAGAAGAUGACAUUGGAUCUUGACGAGAAGCCCAAGCAACUUGAAUAUGCAGAAAAACAGGAGGGAGAAAAACAUGAGGCUUCCUUUGCAGAGAUCCAAAUGCUCAGAGCUGAGAUAGAAAGGAUCACAAGUGAGAAGAAAACCCUCUCAGAACAGGUGGAAGAGAAAGAAAAGUUUAGAGAUGAGAUGGAACAAAUGAAGACAGCAAUUGGUGAAACAGAAAGACUGAUAAAAAGACAGGAUGAAGAAAAAGCAGAAUUGGAAAGAAAAUUUGCUUCGGUGAUGAAGGAAGCAGAGAAAGUACAGGAGGAUUUACAUACAAUGACUUGUAUGAAGGAUGACAAUGAGACAUUGAUUGGGAGCUUGCAAUCAGAACUAGACAACCUUAAACCUCAGUACAGUGAGUUGAAAAACCUCUUGUUUCAAGAAGUGCUAGAGAAGGAAAACCUCAUGCAACAAGUAUUUCAAUUGAAGGGUGACCUAGAGAAGAAAGAAGAGGUUGUUGCUGUUACAGAGAAUAUAGGCAAGGAUAACAAUGGACAAGCUACAUUAUCAGAUGGAACACAAGCGACUGCCACCACAAUGGAACAACUCAAUCAUAGGACAACAAUUUGUGAAGAACAAUUUCAAAAGGAGGCCAGAGAAGCUGGGAAUGUUACAGCGCUUGCUAGUCAGCAUGAAGAAGGAGAAAAUACAGGGGAAGAUUUGUUAAAUCCCGGGAUGAAAUCAAUGGUAUGCCUGUCAGUCCAAAAUGAAAUGGGCACAACAUCAGUUCAAAGACAUGUAGAAACUUACUCAGAGAAAGAGAUGACCGUCUCCAUUUUCCAUACCAAUGAUGAGAGUAAUCUCACUGAAUUGUUAGCUGAAGUGGCAUUGCUUAAGGAAAGGAACAAAUCCAUGGAAGGGGAGCUUAAAGAAAUGCGAGAGAGAUACUCAGAGAUAAGUCUCAAAUUUGCAGAAGUUGAAGGUGAAAGGCAACAGCUUGUGAUGACUGUACGGAACCUCAAGAAUGGUAAGAAAAGCUAAAAAUGCUCCAGGCCAAGAACAGCAACACACAUAUGUGAAGCAGAUGGAUUUGCAUGGCAGCAGAUCCAUGUGUAACCUAAUAAUUGGAUUUGGUCCAAAAAAAAUAUAGCAUGUACAUAAUAUCAAUUCUUUCAUUGUGAUUUUGUUUUUCAUCUCCCCUUUAGGAGGCAGCAAAAUAAUUAAUCAAGUUGAAUGUGCUUCCAUAGAUAGUGGAUCCAAGUUUCUCAAGCCAAUGAAGCUUAACAUGAAAAAUGUAUUAUGCUUAUUAUCAAGAUAUUGUGUUCCAUUCAUGCAA